Molecule: messenger RNA, 1326 nt
Organism: Sphenostylis stenocarpa
Lineage: Eukaryota; Viridiplantae; Streptophyta; Magnoliopsida; Fabales; Fabaceae
Source: the annotation of a GenBank genome assembly
AUGGAAGUGUUGUCAAAGUUAUUGGCUGGCACACUGAAUUCAAUAACUAGCAAAUGUCUGGUUUUGUUUGUCACUGUUUUGAUCCUUAGAGCACUGUUGUUUCCGUCCAUCCCUGGCUUUGGUGGGAUUGAAUGGAACAAUAUUGUAUAUAUCCGCACUCCAAUUUUGAAUUCUGACAUUGGAAUUCGGCAAGAUAAGUUUUUGGUGGUUCCUCAGCUUGUGUGGGGAUUAAACAACCAGAAGAUUGCAUUCGCAAGGGCUUGUCUUACUGCUAGAAUGCUGAACAGAACAUUGUUAAUGCCGAGCCUUAGUGCCUCAUUGUUUUACAAAGAAAUUGACCUCUUGCAACCUAUUUCCUUUGAGAAGAUAUUCCAAUUUGAGAAGUUUAAUACCCUUUGCCAUGGUUUUGUCCGGCUGGGGCGCCAUUCGGAUGUCUUGAAUAGAACAGAAGUGCUGGAAAUGGAGAAGGGAAGUGGCAGGAGGUGGACAGUGGAGAGAGAUUUGUCACAAUUGAAGGAAUAUAGUAGGGGCUCUUUUGAUGACUACGAGGUAAUUCGGAUUGUCGGGAAGAACCCUUUCUUGUGGCAUGAUCAUUGGCCUGUGAAAGACUAUGCAAAUGUUUUUGAGUGCUUGGAUUUGACAGAAGAGAUUGCUAAGGAAGCAGACAGGGUUGUGUCUAGGAUUAGAGCUGUUGGAAGAGAGAUAACAGGCAACACUGAAGCAGUGGAAGUGCAUAACAGAAUGACCAAUGAUGGGUCUUCUUUUCAGCCUCUUCCAUUUGUUGCUGUCCACAUGAGGAUAGAAAUUGAUUGGAUGAUUCACUGUAAAAAUUUAGAGCGGCGAUUGAACACGAAUCAAAUCUGCAGUGGCAAGAAAGAGAUAGUGGAAAGAGUUAAGAACAUUGCGGGUUUGAAGACUCCAGUUGUUGUUUAUCUUGCUGUUGCUGAUAAACUCCUUAACAAUUCUUCCAUACUUGAUGGUUGGGAAGAAGGGUUUCUUCCUUUUGAGAAGAAGAAACUUGGUGUUGAUGGAAUUUAUAAGAAGUAUCCCUAUUUAAUUCAGUCUGCAAUCGACUAUGAAGUGUGUUUAAGAGCUGAUACUUUUGUGGGAAACAGUUUCUCUACAUUUUCAAGUCUUAUAGUUCUUGAAAGAACACAGAAGAUGAUCAGAAUGAAUGCCACCAACUUGUGUGGAGAAAAUGUAAGAUGGCCUUCUUAUGCUUACAACAUACCAGGAGAAUCAAAUGGUCCAAUGAGAUGGGUUACAAACAUGGCAGAAUCAAAUCUUCUAUCAAUAAGCUAUGGCACCAAUCACAUUUCUUGUUAA